This is a messenger RNA of Formica exsecta, 1566 nucleotides long. Its product is annotated as ester hydrolase C11orf54 homolog. NCBI's taxonomy places the organism in Eukaryota, Metazoa, Arthropoda, Insecta, Hymenoptera, Formicidae. Bases 553 to 1566 code for a protein of 337 amino acids. The transcript is spliced from 8 exons. Gene Ontology annotation, cellular component: nucleus. The record is from RefSeq and is a predicted model, not a curated record. Gene Ontology annotation, molecular function: zinc ion binding; hydrolase activity, acting on ester bonds.
UCAUAAUAAGAGAUAUAGAUAUUUAUUCUGUUUUUAAAAAAUAAAUUGCAUAGGAAACGCCGGAUAAUAUAAUAUAAUAUAAUAACGUACGUAGCUGAAAUUAUGAAAUGAUUCAUAUUCUCGAGAUUUUAAAUUAAUAUUAUGUAUCAUUUUAAUUGUUUUUUUAAUUUUCUCUUUAUUAUAUCAUUUAUUAUUAUACUGUUAAAUAUUACAAUAUACGUAUCUGAAUAUAUCCGUAGUUUCUAUAUACUUCUCAUUAUUUAUAAAUUGGAACUUGGACAAAUAUUUGUAAGAAUACAAAAUAAGUACAUUUUACAUAAUUCUAUAUAAACAAGAUGUUAUCAUUACAAUAUCUUUUUCAGCGUAACUUCCGCAACAUGAAAUUACUCCAGUUCUGGAAUACAUAUUACGAUAUCUAAACUAAAACCUAAAAAUUUAUGCACCUGUUCUUGACGAAACGCUCCGUGUGAAUAUUCAUAUUUACGAUCUACAAAAGGAGAAACGUGCUUUUGAUGAGGAAUUAAUCUUUUCGAAGAAGAAGAUCGUAAUUGGAUGCCAAACGAUUUUGAGUUUGUUAGUUACUUUAAUCCUCUAAGAGGUAUUAUGGAACCAGGAUUAUUCAUUGGAUAUAGAUUAUUUCCAUCUACCCUCGAACACAUAAAAAAUGUUUUGUACGUCGGAUUGCACCAAUCUUUCAACGAAUUCGAAAUUAAUUUGGUUACCUGCCCCUGUCUAACCAGACCGCCAUACAAUCUUGCCGCAGUUGGACUAUCUGGUAACACGUCGUAUUUGCGCGUUGGUGGGUCAUAUAAUUUAAUGCCAAACCCGCAAACAGAAAUAACAUACGACAUUCGAGAUGAAUUAUUAAGAUAUUGUCAUGAUUCCUUUAUUAUUGGAGGAGGUUAUGCCGCGAAACCAUCUAUGCUUUACAAUGGUCUUCUUACUAUGAAUGCGACAGUCUUGCCACCUGAAAAUGUUAAUAAUAACAGUCGUAUCGUUUAUGAAGAUGAUAUUGGGCAUUUACAACUGAAAGAGAUCACAAAUUCCAAUCAAAUGGUAUGCUCUAUGUUGGGCAACUUCUUCUUCAGUGAAGGCAGACAAGGAAUGGUGAUCAAAAUACGUGCUAAAGGGCGCAGAUUCCGUGGCAGCAUCAUGAUAAGAAUGCAGGAUGUUCUGAGAAGUUAUUGUCAAUGUUCAGUUGUUUUAGGUGGCGUGUUCGUAAUAAACGGGGGACAAGCCGAAUGCUAUAUUACACCAGAAAAUUAUCCAAUGAACCUUAGAUACCCGGACGGGUAUCUUAGAUGGUUAAAGAGAUAUCGAUAUGACUGUAAGAAUCUAAUAGCUGUUGGCGCAUUAGGCAAUACUAGAUUCGAUGUUCUUGUACGGCUACCUAACGGAUAUCUGAUAGACAGCCGUUAUAAAUUUCACAUUUUCUCUAAAGAUGAACCGGCCGGCAUAUUCGUGAACGAUAUCACAUCGGAAGACGGCAUAUUCGUGAACGAUAUCACACCGGAAGAGACAGAAUACAUUGGUUACUUUAAUAUAGCGCGAACAGCAUAUCUCUAA